This is a messenger RNA of Harpia harpyja (harpy eagle), 4579 nucleotides long. RefSeq lists its product as uncharacterized. Bases 246 to 2621 code for a protein of 791 amino acids. Lineage: Eukaryota; Metazoa; Chordata; Aves; Accipitriformes; Accipitridae. The record is from RefSeq and is a predicted model, not a curated record. The transcript is spliced from 7 exons.
GCCGACCCCCUCCUCUCCCGUGGCGCCUCGCCCGCUCCCCGCCGAGCUCCGCGCCGCAGGUGACCCCCCGGGGGGGAGGGCAGGGGCCGGGAGCGGCCGGGGGAGGGGGCGAGGGGCGGGGAGGCCGGGCUCGGGGGGUCGCUGUCAGCGGCGCCCGCUCGGGGCACGGCUCGGCUCGGCUCGACAGCGCAAAGCUGCGCUCGGCUCGGCUCGGCGCGGCUCGGCACGGCGCAGCGCCCCGCGCCAUGGGCCGGAGCUUCCCCGGCGCGGGGCUCGUCCUGGCGGCGGCCGCGGCCCUCUGCCUCGGCGGGGCGGGAGGCAAGGUGUAUUACUCCUGUGGUGCAGUGGUGGAAUCGAUGGAAAGAGGCCUGAUUUUAUCACCAGGUUUUCCAAACAACUACUAUGCAGGGACACACUGCGUUUGGCAAUUUUUCAUCCCCAUGAGAACCCAUCUUAUCUUGGAAAUUUUUGACUUUGACAUUUUUGAGAGCUCUAGUGAAGCUCCAGCCCCCUGGGAUGGCUUUUCAGCCCCUACUAAAACAGGAAAUAAGGACAUGCCUUCUCAUGAGGAAAACCUGGACUUGGCUCUCCGUACUACAAACCCCUCUCUCCAGACCUGGAUGUCAAAGGUGGCUCAGAAUCUGAGCAGCACAAGAGAUCAGUCAAAGGACCUUGCUAGUCACCUGGAUGAACUUCCAGGAACCGCCUCAAAAAAAGAUGAAGCCAAACAAGCAUCUGAAGAAAACCAGUCGAAGCAGAUGAAGGAACCCAAAGCGAUUACCAAGGCUCAAACAGAAGAGCUGCCAUUCCCUGUGGCUGGUAGUGCCACAACGCAGAGGCAAAAUACCAGUGGCCUGGAAGCAGAAGAAGAUUUGAAAGGGAAACUCUUGCUUGCCCACCUAGCUGCUAGUGAGAGAGAUGAAGUUACAGUAGAGAGCUGGACUCUUCCCACAACAGUAUUGCCCAUGGAAAUCUCCUCUAGCCCACAGCCAGCAGUGGAUGUCUGUCCCCAUGAUGUACUAUAUGUUUCUGAUCUCAUCACAUUUUCCUCUCGCUUCUGUGGACCAAAUUCACCUUUAAACAAGACCUUGGUCUUUGGUUCAUCUCUGGAAAUGGUUGAGGUUAUCAUGGAACUGAUCACCACCACAGACCGGGGCCGAGGCUUUGCAAUGCUCUUUGAAUACAAGAACAUCACCGAACCUACCACUGUAGAUGCUGUGAGGCAGGAGAGAAAGGAAAACACGAUGAUGCUGGCAAUUAUAACAGGGAUUGUCUUUUUUGCACUUGCUUUGCUCUCUGCCCUCUGCAUAGCUUGCAGGCAGAGAACGUGCCCCAAAAGGAGCUCAUCCAACGCACGCAGUGACCAGGAGAACGGGAUCCAGAACUCCGCCGUCGAUAUCAAUGAGCUCCAGCUGGUGGUGCCAAGUCGGCAGAAUGAAAACAACAACCACUCUGUCAGCCGGGAGCAGGCGGUCACUUCCUGCAGAGGCAGCACAGAACGGUCUCCUCAGGACACUGACCCAGAUGUGCCCUCCUCCAUAUCCGCAGUGACCACUGAGACUGGGAGCGAUGAAGUGUUUAUUAUUUCUGCUGGACCUGGGGCCAGUGGGCUGAGCUUUACCACCUACAGAAUACAGGACAAAAACCUAAAAAGAAGUGUCACAAGCCCAGCCUCUGUGUCUGACUGGCUGACUUCUAAUCACACAGCUGCAGGAGCAGAUGCUGUUGAGAAGGGGAACGUCCAGCUGGAAAAUCACUGUCCCAGACAACGCACGUGGAGUGCCCGCACUUUCCACGACUUCCUGGCUCCAAUACCACAGCUACAGAAAAAAUGGUGUAGCUGGACCACCAACAGUCCCUUCACAAAGCUGGUUGACAACAAUAGUUUUCCGACAGCUGCAAGAUCCCAGGGUGUCCCAACCAGAAAGGUAAUCUCAGCCACUGAGAUAGAGGGAGCAUCAGGGACUGUUUACUCUGAUUCAUCUGCCAGUAAUGCCUCAUACCCCCUCACUCUGUCUGCACAAAGGCAGCGGAAGCUAAGCUCCUGCAAUUUGAAGAAAUCCAGGUUUGGUAACCCUUAUUUUGGAUUUUUAGCCAGUUCCCCUGACAGCAAACAGGUGAGGUCCUUGGAUCCCUCAAGACACCUAGGGGCAGCAUCUCCAGUUAACAGCCAAAGCCCCAAAAAUCUUCUAGAGAGCUCCAACCCACUGAAAAUCAACUUGGUCAAUGGUUCAAAAACAAAGGAGCUUAUGGUAGAAACAGAUAAAAACAAACCCGUUUUUGUUAUUUCUGAAGAAGGGGACGAUCAGCAGCCUCUGGUCCUAGCAGAACAUCUUAGUCAAUGUGGAGAUCAUCUGUCAGAGCAAAAUGCUGUGUAUGCUCCAGCUGUGCCAGAUAACCAGCCAGUGAUUCUGACUGUUGAGGGGAACAGUUCUGCCAGCUUCACGUCAAAUCUUCCCCUUUGGGCAAAAUCCCCCAGUUUAUACAAAGGUCACGUGAAGGCCCCUGGCUCUUCCAGGGACCAGCAGAGCUUGUCAGUUGGAGAUGCUAAUACUACUGAGAUCUCACAGAACUGUGAUACCCUAGCUGCUCCUACGCUAUGCCAAGCUUCAGUCCAGUGAUGCCCUCAGAAAGACUGAAACAUCAGUUCUCAAAAACAGAGGCGACAGGGGCGUGAUCAGAGUGGAAGCUGUGCCAAGUAGUUGAGCGUGGCAGUCAUAGAUGGAUGCAGCUUUGUUAAGAGCGGUCUUUGCUUCGCACCCGUUGGGAUUGAGAUUACGAGGAUACCUACCAUAGCACAGCAUAAAUGCCAUCUUCCCUUAUGCUCGCUAACCUCAUCUCUGUUCUGCUGCAUGAGAGUUUGAUGUGGUUUAUACAAGAAAGCAUCCUCUGAAAAGGUACUUCAGACUGCGGAAAACUUUUUCUGGAAUGAGAAACAGAAGUCAUCUGAGAUGGUUACAUCGUGGUUUAUAUCUGAAAUGUAAAUCAGUCCUCUGUCACUGUGGUAUCACUUGAGUCUUUCUGUUGGGAGCUAUGAGUUAUAUUCUGUUUAUAGCUAUGCCUGUGCAAUCCAAGCCUUGCCAAGCCAAGGGUAAGAAUUCAAUCAUGCAUGUUUGCGUACAGUUUUGUAAACUUAAUUGUAAGCAUUUCAUAACUUCUACACUCUAGCACAAAGUUUACCAAGCAUUAGCAUCUCUAAUAUUAAAGACCACGAUUAUCUCAUAUCCUAACUCUUUAGAGAAGUGUACAGGCAAGCUGAGCAACCCAAUACUUGAUGGUAGUUCUAUAAAAGUCUGAUGUAGCUUUAUCUUUGUUAGAUCUACAUAGGCUUAAAACACCUCAGUCCACUACAUUUUUAAGUGACUCCUCAUGGCAACAGGAGCAUGUGUACAAAAACACUGAAAUACUAGGAAUAGUCUUCAGCAUCCAACACUUGGAUAUUUGCAGCUGCUGUGAUCCUAUAUCCACCAGCUAUUUAUUGCUGGUAACGCACAUUGACUAGACAACUAUUUCCCUUCCUUUAGCAGGCAAGACUUAAAAGACAAAAUUAAGUGGGGCAAACUUUCGAGUGCUCCCUUUCUUUAGAAAUGAACUACUAAGUGGCUGUGCCUCCCUGAUUACAAAUCCAGGGCAUUCAGUGGAGCACUGAACCAAAGGGAAGCCUGCUAGUCCUAUUGCCUUUAAUAACCCCAUCAGUAUUUUAAUUGCCUUCUGGUGAUAUUUUCCUAUCUUUGCAAGAGACUCCUGCAUGUUCAGCCCAUAACUUAGAAUUAUUUUGCUUUCUUAAAUGAAAGAAAUUCCCUAUGAAGCUGUAUUUUGCAGCUGACACAGCACAUUGUUUUAAAGCAAUAGUAUGUCAUAAAACAGGUGUCAGAAAGAAAUCUUCUGUACAAGUCUUCCCCUGUAUUAGCUACAGUGUGCAUCGAGUUAUCUUAAUCCUUCUGUGUGAAGGCAUUGAAGUCUGAUUCCUGAAAUAUUUAACUGAAUUAUUUAUGAUUUCACCUGCUACUACAGCUUCCAUUUGCCACCUAUUAACGUCUGAGAUAUGCAACACAAGAUUGUAGGUUUUCCUAUAUAUUUUGUGUGUGUGUUUACGUGUCAACGUAGACAUAGAAGCCUUGCAUCUGGUAGCAGUGGAAGCAAAAACGUAUAUGCCCUUUAGCAGUUGACUCAAAGAUGAACAGCAAACAAGUCUCCGCAAUUGUUAUUACCAGACUGUGUUGAGUAGUUCUGAAGCACAAAAGUCUGGCUCCAAGUUGGGUUUUUUUUUGUUGUUGGGGGUUUUUCUUGUGUGGGGUUUUUUUUUUAAUUAACGCUACAUGAUUCAAAGGGAAGAGUUAAUAUAUUUAAGAAAAUAUUUAGAAGUCUUCAGCACUCUAAUAAUAACUUCCACUGCAUUAAAUUCAUGUACAUUGUAAUUCAGAGUCAAUGUUCUGUUACUUAUUACAUUUCUAAAGAUUGAAGUACUAAAAUCUACUUUUGAAAAAUAUUUGUGUUCAGUUAUUGACAAUAGCUACAUUUGAAGGGCUGGAAAAAGUGGCUUUUUCAAUAAAAGCGUGUUUAACUAUUCAUUUCUACA